CAGAAUUAAUAAUUAAAUUUCAUCACUAAUCAUAUAUUCAAUCACUGAGACAAUCUCUCAUGAAAAACAAAAUUGAAAUGUUUCCUCAGGUUUCUUUUUGUGAUUUUUUUUUUUCCAAUUUUUGUAUUUUUUUUUCUACCCCACCAUUAAUUUUGUUCUUUUCCAUCGUAAUUUUCUCCAUUCUAAUGAAUGCUCUCUCUCUCUCUCUCUCUCUCUCUCCCUAAACCUGAUACUCCCCACUACAUAAGCUCUCCUCUCUUACAUCAGUCUCGUCAACAACCACCUUUGAGUCUUUGUUUCGUCUCUGCAACCUCUUUUGUUGGGUUUUGAUGAGCGAACUCACUCAUCUCAUUCAUCUAUAACCUUUCAGAAGUUCUCUGUUUUCUCAUUUUUAUUUUCUUUGAUGAGAUUUGAAGGGGAAAGAGAGGCUUCCCGGAAUUUUGUAAUGGCACCCAGUUUUGAUUUUGAUUGCUCAACCUCUAACCUUCUCUGUGCAGAAGACAACAGCAGUAUCAUGUUGUUUGCAGGUGAAGUUGGGGAGGAGUUUGGUGGUGGCGAUGCUUGGGUGGCACAGAACCAUCGUACACUGAAUCAAAACCAGAGCUUUCAUGGUGGGGAGUUCUCUAUCGAACUUCCCUUGAUAACUGAGGAGUGUUUUAAUUUGAUGGUUGAGAAGGAAUGCCAGCAUUUGCCGAGAGAUGAUUACAUGAAGAGGUUGCAGAGUGGGGACUUGGAUAUGGGUGUUAGAGGAGAGGCUGUCGAUUGGAUGAGGAAGGUUCAUGCCUAUUACAGCUUUGGACCUUUGAGUGCCUAUUUGUCAAUAAAUUACUUGGAUCGGUUCCUUUCAGCCUAUGAACUUCCUAGAGGGAAAAUUUGGAUGAUGCAGUUGUUGGCUGUGACUUGUUUAUCUUUGGCAGCCAAAAUGGACGAGACAGAAGUGCCCAUGUCUCUAGAUUUACAGCUCGGGGAUUCCAAAUUCAUCUUUGAAGCUAUUACAAUUCAGAGAAUGGAACUUCUUGUGUUAAGUACACUCAAAUGGAGAAUGCAGGCUGUGACUCCUUUCUCCUUCAUAGACUAUUUCCUUCGUAAGAUCAAAGAUGACAACCAACCACCGCCGGAUUCGUCCAUCUCUCGAGCGGUUGAACUGAUCUUAAUCACAAUUAAAGGGAUUGGCUUCUUAGAUUUCAGACCAUCAGAGCUUGCAGCGGCAGUGGCUAUAUCUGUGUCAUCCUCAGAAAACGAAACAGUGGACAUUGAUAAAGCUGUCUCUUGUUUCAUACAUGUAGAAAAGGAGAGAGUGUUGAAGUGUCUUGAAUUAAUCAAAGAUGAGUCAGAUAAGAAGGUUGUUGCUGCAACUGGGUUGGCUCCAUCGGUGCCACAGAGCCCAAUAGGGGUGCUGGAUGCUGCAUGCUUGAGCUAUAAAACAGAUGGAACAGUUGGGUCAUGUGCAAAUUCUUCUCAUAAUAGUCCAGAUGCUAAGAGGAGGAAACUGAACAGACCCAUCUGAAUUGGGAGUCAUGAGGAGUGGGGCUGCUCUUACUUCUCACCCACCCAAAUCAAUUUUAUUUUUGGUUUGGUGGAAUGGGUGUUUUGGUGUGUAUCAAGUUACUCCUGAACAAAAUAAAAGGAAAAAAAAAAAGAGAG
Macadamia integrifolia is the source of this 1644-nucleotide messenger RNA. Its product is annotated as cyclin-D3-1-like. The record is from RefSeq and is a predicted model, not a curated record. The transcript has 6 exons. Lineage: Eukaryota; Viridiplantae; Streptophyta; Magnoliopsida; Proteales; Proteaceae. Gene Ontology annotation, biological process: mitotic cell cycle phase transition; regulation of cyclin-dependent protein serine/threonine kinase activity. Gene Ontology annotation, molecular function: cyclin-dependent protein serine/threonine kinase regulator activity. The coding region runs from base 404 to 1507 and encodes 367 amino acids. Gene Ontology annotation, cellular component: cytoplasm; nucleus; cyclin-dependent protein kinase holoenzyme complex.